Molecule: messenger RNA, 552 nt
Organism: Daldinia caldariorum
Lineage: Eukaryota; Fungi; Ascomycota; Sordariomycetes; Xylariales; Hypoxylaceae
Product: Mss4-like protein
Exons: 4
Coding region: 1-552 (183 amino acids)
Molecular function (GO): carbon-sulfur lyase activity
Source: RefSeq, a predicted model, not a curated record
AUGUCAGGUUUGGUUUUCCCAACGCCCGUUCGUGGUAGCACAGUUGAUGUGCUGGGUCUCCGAUGGCCUCCUCCAGUCCGGCGCCCGUCGGAACAAGAAAUUUCCUUGGAAAUCGAGUGCUUGUGUAGCAAGGUUUCUGCUACGAUCCACGGCCCUGUCCCCGUUCACCGCAUCUGUCAUUGCCACCAAUGCAAGCAAAUCACCGGUGGCACAUACGGCCAGUUCUUGCUUGUUCGUAACAACAGCAUGCUUACCUGGAGGUGUAACACCGCUGAAUUGAAGGCUUUCUCUUACUAUGUCGGAGAAGACGAAUCGGAGAAUAACGUCAAGAACGUCUUUCGCUGCCCCAAGUGUUUCACUCCGAUUUUCAUCGGCCAGGGAAACCCAAAUUCCAACAGAAUGCUGUUCUUCGUCGGCUGUCUGGCUGAUCCUACAUGGUUGAACAACCACAAGCCCGAAUAUGAGCUCUCCACGGAAGACAGAUGCGCUUGGGUGCCGUUUAUAGCUCAGCCCUUAGCUUCAUCUCCCAAGCCAGAACCCAAGUCGAAAUAG